CCCAGUCUCUAGCGCUGCUCCUGCGACGCCAGGAAAGCUCUCGAGCGAGCUCCACGAGAUGGCAGCAGCCACGACCGCCGCCGCGGCGCUGAGCAUGAAGCUCCUCAUCGACCGGAAGGCGCAGCGGGUGCUGUUCGCGGAGGCGAGCAAGGAGGUCGUCGACUUCCUCUUCUCCCUCCUCGCCCUGCCCGUCGCCACGGCCGUCAAGCUUGUCGGGAAGGACGCCAUGGUCGGGUGCGUCGGCAACCUCUACGCCAGCGUCGAGAAGCUCGACGGCACCUACGUCCAGGCCGGCGCCGCCAAGGACGCGCUCCUCUCCCCCACCGUGGUCUCGCCGGCGGCAAGCGCCAACAGCUCCCUCCUCCGUCUGCCGGAGCCGUCGUCUGUGAAGCCGAAGACCUUCUACAGAUGCAUCAGCACUAGCUACGGCAACUGCCGCGCCUACAUCACGGACGACUGCGGUAAGUCGUGCCCGACCUGCCGCUGCUCCAUGACGACGGCAGCGCAGUACCUCCCGUCGGCGGGGGCCGAUGGCUCCGGUGGCGGCCAGGUGGUGCCCAAGGGCGGGGAAGGGUUCGUGCAGGGCAUCGUGACGUACAUCAGUCGUUAA
Molecule: messenger RNA, 610 nt
Organism: Panicum virgatum (switchgrass)
Lineage: Eukaryota; Viridiplantae; Streptophyta; Magnoliopsida; Poales; Poaceae
Exons: 1
Coding region: 59-610 (183 amino acids)
Source: RefSeq, a predicted model, not a curated record